AUGAAACAAAUACCAACCUCCACGUGUUUGCAACCCAUGCAUGAACGCUACCUCAAAGCUGAAUUUGUUAUAAGUUUGUUUUUACCCUUUCCUGUUUUCUUUCUGUCACCCACACGAAAACAACAAUCACUCUCUACAAUGGCCGAAACGCUUUCUACCGGCGAGUCUCGAUAUUGGCCCAUCUACGGUAGCAACACCGCCGAAAGAAACAGCCCUUACCCCUCGCUUCUCCGCCUUCUCCGAUCUCAUUCACCAACCUCCUCACAUCUCUUUGGUUUCCUCGCUCUCCUCAUAUCCGGAUGCCUCCUCACCUUCCUCCUAGGUGUAUCCCUGACCGCCACCGCGUUAGGCUUCAUUGCGUUUCUUCCCUUGAUCAUCAUCUCGGGUCCGAUCUGGCUUCCGGGUUUUGUCCUUGUUGGCAGGUGCUUAACAGUCGUGAGAUUUCUUGUUGGAACGGUGGCUAUUGUAUCGUGGACGUACCGUUAUUUUCGGGAAAUGCACCCGGCUGGAUCGGAUCAAAUGGACUAUGCACGUGGUCGGAUCUAUGACACAGCCUCACAUGUCAAAGAUUACGCUAGAAAGUACGGUGGAUACUUCCACGGUAGGGCUAAAGAUGCAGCCCCUGAUGCUUAACCUAAACCAGUAUGUAUUGUCUGGUUGAGGGUAAGAUCAGAGUCCGUUCUGAGAUUUCUAAGACCCUAUUCAAAACAAAAUUAUUUACAAAUUAUCUUUAAGUUUUUCAAAAAUUGUACGAACUUUUAUUUUUAAAACUAAUUUUAUGAUAUAAUUUUUUUAUACUUAUAUUAUAAUAAAAUGAGAUUCACCUAAUUUUUUAUUUUUCUGUAAACAAUUUUAUUUAUUUUAUCAACUGUUUUUAUUCUAUACACUAUAUUCUUACCUUAUCAUAUCAAUAUAUAAAUAAUGUUUUUCAAAAUGGAAGUCCAUAGAGUGAUGAGACUUAUUAAAAUGUUUCAUUUCCCUGUGUACAAUCCCGACUUUGGGUAAGAAAACUGGCCGGUUCGGUUUAUGUAGGAUGAAAAAGAUUCAUGCACGGUACUAAUAUUACAUUUUGUUAUUUUAUUUUCGUUUAAGAAAAUAAUAUAUCUGGUUAUGUACAAGCUCUAUGAGAUUUUGGGUGUGCGUGGUCGUCACUUGAAAUGAAAUCCACAUUUUUGCGAAUAUUUUACCCUUUUUAGUUAUGUAAUAUUUCAGUUAUGUAAUAUUUUCUGAAGAAUGACGAGAGUAUACAAUAUAAACCACAUGAUAACUAUCAUUGGUAUAGUUUAGUAGAUCGCGUUUUCUAAGCAGUGUAUGACAGAUUAAUAGGAGUAUCUCUCUCAUCUUCCAUCGAUCCUUGCUGUGUCCUUUUCUAAUAAAGAAAGUUAUUUGUAUGAUUAUAAAAUGUAGUCGUGUUUCAAAAAAAUAAGUGUUUCAAAAACAUUAUAAAAUUCAGUCUCGUCAAAGUUUUAGAAAAAAAACUUCUAUUUAACUAGAACAUUAUAUUCCUAAGAAUGAUUUACAACCCUAACUAUACGUCUCCUGAACAUGACAAUUGUCCAUCUUUGAAUUGUUUUGUAUUUAUAAUUGAGGUUGAAUUGAAAGUUGAAACUCUGACCAACAAAAAAUUAUAGCUAGAUUGUGGUUAAAAAAAAUUAUAGCUAGAUUGAUUCUAAAGAAAAAGAAAAAGAAAAGAAAAGAAAUACAGUGGGAAGCAAAUAUGCUAUGAUUGAAUUAAAUUGUAUAACAUCCCCAGAUUAAACAAUACUAGAUCUUUUGUCCGCGCUACGCGCGGAUUGUGUCUUAUUAAUUAUUCUACAUAUAUGUAAAUUGUUUAGCAAAGUUUGUAAGAAAGAUGUUGAAUAUUAGAUUUUGUAGAAAAUUAUAAUACUUAACAAAUCAUUGAAGAUGUUGGUGUUGCAUACAAUACUUAAUUCUUUUACCAAAAAUAAUUUAAGAGGAAUUGUGUUGUCAACCUCAUAAAUUUUGAUAUCUACAACAAAAUAAUAAAAUCAUUAUAUUUUUUAAAAUAAUUAUUUCUCAAUUAGUUGGUGAAACAUUGGAUAAUCGUUUUUUAUAAAUUCAAUUCCUUUGUCUUUAGGUUACAAUCUUCGUAAAAUACGGUAAAUUUGGAAAACUCUAACACUUAUAUAAGAUAUAUUAUAUAAUAGUUCAUAUUUUAUUAUAUAAAAUAUGGGUUUUUAAAGUUGCUAAUUAACAUGAUUGUGGCACAUGACAAUUAUAUAUUUAAGAUUGUGAUAUGUGUAAAACAAUAUCCAAUAGUUAAAAAUAUGUACUAAGAUAAUAACAAAAACAAUUUUUUGAGAAGGUAUUAUAAAUAUUAUUUAACUGUAAUUUUAAAUUUUCAAAACACUAAAAAAUAUAAUUGCAAAAUAUUAAAUGAUAAUAAUUUCCUUUUAAUAUUGUGACAUGUGUU
Brassica napus (rape) is the source of this 2434-nucleotide messenger RNA. RefSeq names its product oleosin. The record is from RefSeq and is a predicted model, not a curated record. Gene Ontology annotation, cellular component: monolayer-surrounded lipid storage body; membrane. Gene Ontology annotation, biological process: lipid storage. Bases 1 to 633 code for a protein of 210 amino acids. NCBI's taxonomy places the organism in Eukaryota, Viridiplantae, Streptophyta, Magnoliopsida, Brassicales, Brassicaceae. The transcript has a single exon.